AUGGAGGAAUUUGGUGAGGAUAUAAGGUUUUGGUAUGUAGUUCCAAGUAUUGCAAAUACAUAUGAAAUUAGGAAUAGCUUUCAAAGUUAUGGAGUUAACUUGCCUACAGUAAGGAGAAUGUCAGGAAGACCCAAUGUUAAAAGAAGGAGACAUGACUACGAACAUGAGGAUAAGUACCACCAGGUGUCUUACAAGGGAAGAACUGUACAUUGCAAGAAUGGUCUUCAAAGGGGACAUAAUAAAACAGCUUGCAAAAAUCUAAAGAAGAGAAUAGGUGAUAGAGGAGGAAAUAGAGGUGGGGGUAGUGGAUCUGGUGGAAGAAGCAAUAGAGUUGGCGACAGGGGAUCUGGUGGAAGAGGCAAAAUAGGUGGUGUAUGGGAUGUGGUGGAAGAGCUUUUGGAUUUCCUAGUCAUAACUAUAGAAACAGUCUCUGAAAGUCAACCAUCUGGAGCUAAAGUGAUGGAUCAAGAGGGUAUGGGUGAGGAGGACAUAGAUCAACAUGAUAUGGGUGAGGAUGACAUGGAUCAACAUGAUAUGGGUCUAGAGGUGAUGGAUCAUGAGGGCAUGGAUCAAGAGGACAUGAACAAUGACGGAAUCAAUGCAGAUGGAAGGGGUAUACAUGGUAUGGCUCAGGAGGGAAUCAAUAAAUAUGACAUGGGUAUAGAGGGGAUGGAUCAAGAGGCCUUGGGUGUGGAGGAUAUGCAUCAAGAGGAUAAUAGAAGGAGGAUGCCAAAAAUGAGAAUACGGAAGCCUUCUGAGAGGAUAACAGAAAUACAGUUGAAGAAAGUCGUGAUUGUCAAAAAUCGGAAGGGGGUGAGUUCAUCCAACCCACUUAGCUUAGAUUAG
Messenger RNA from Lactuca saligna, 846 nucleotides. The record is from the annotation of a GenBank genome assembly. NCBI's taxonomy places the organism in Eukaryota, Viridiplantae, Streptophyta, Magnoliopsida, Asterales, Asteraceae.